Messenger RNA from Brienomyrus brachyistius, 923 nucleotides. RefSeq names its product aprataxin and PNK-like factor. The transcript has 3 exons. Gene Ontology annotation, biological process: double-strand break repair. Lineage: Eukaryota; Metazoa; Chordata; Actinopteri; Osteoglossiformes; Mormyridae. Gene Ontology annotation, molecular function: 3'-5' exonuclease activity; DNA-(apurinic or apyrimidinic site) endonuclease activity. Gene Ontology annotation, cellular component: nucleus; site of double-strand break. The record is from RefSeq and is a predicted model, not a curated record. The coding region runs from base 48 to 596 and encodes 182 amino acids.
UGAAGGGCGUAAAUCACGACAUCCCUUGCACACCUGCAAGGGAUGGGAUGUCCAAACCGCUUAUCCUACUGGGUCGCGGGGGGUCCGGAGCCUAUCCCGGAAGCAAUGGGCACAAGGCAGGGAACAACCCAGGAUGGGGGGACAGCCCAUCGCACACCUAUGGGCAAUGUAGCCACUCCAAUCAGCAUGUUUUUGGACGCGGAGUAUACCUAGGCGGAGAACCCGGGUCCCAGAGGGGUGAAGCAACAGUGCUAACCACUGCACCACCAUGCCCCCCCGCCAUGAAAAACUUCUUCCAGUUCAAGGAGAGCAGCCAUCUUGGUGACAGCGACUAUGAGGUUGCAGAGGAAGUCGACCACGGUGUUGACAAAAGGCCGGAGUGUCCAUAUGGAACCAGCUGCUACAGGAAAAACAGACUACACAAAAAAAUGUACAAACACACUGCAGAAGAGUACGCCGAGUCGGACAACAGCUUCAUAGAUGACGAGAGUCAAUCAUCUGCCAAUGAUGAUUCGGAAUACCUUCCUUCCGAAUCUGACGAAAGUGUGAACACAAAAAAGGAGAAGGCGGCUCUCCUGGCUCUUCUGAAAAAGUGAUCCAAUGUCGUGUGUCGUGAAAUUUCCUCCUCCAUAAAAUGGGAUUGUGACAUAAAGUCUGACAACCCCCCUUGUAGCAGCCCAUAAUGUAAUAACUACCAGUCAUGUAAUAACAUCACAAUAAUGUAAUGCAUUUCUCCACUCUUAAUAAGCCAGGUAAUGUAAUAACUGUGUAAUAAGGUAAUACAUUAUCAUUAAGUUAUUGGUUCAGAAAAUGUAUUAUAUUACUAUUUCAUAAUACAUUACAUUAUUCUACUUUUAUUAUUCCUGUGGAAUGACAAACCUAUGAGCAGUUGUAUGUUUGUUCCCUGUUAUGCUCCCCGUUGU